AUGAGUUCAAGCGACCUAGUUGCCAAUAAUCUUCACCACCCACGGCCGACCGUCGCACGAAAUGGCCCGUCUGCUCCUGCAGUAUCUUACUUGACUCAGCCAAGUAUCCGAUAUCCAACUUCGCCUGUUCAGCGGCCUCCGGUGCCCGCACCAGUUUCACCAGAAAUUCGUCCAGCGCUCCAUAACCACUCUUACCCGAAUAAUGUUGGCGCUCAGGGACACUGGAAUGGGCAGCCCGUUCCCGAGAGAUACGACUCGACGAGUCCGACCCUGACUCGCCGCUCGGGCAAGUCGUCGGACGCCACGAGCCCAACGUACACCGACGAACAUGUCAUUCAACAUCACAAUGUUCUCCCGCAUCCUAUCAGACCUGCGGUGCUUCGGGGACGGUCUGCCAGUAGCCCCGAGUACCUCAAAACCACUGGCGGCGCCUAUCAGUCGGAUAACCCCGUUAUCGCUCCUCCAGUUCCAGUCGCACCUCUUCCAGUGAUCGCACCGGUACAGAAGCCUACACGUCAGGGUAGCGGUGGUGUGCAUUUUACGCCCGAUAAUUUAUUCCUAUCAAUUGAUUCAAGCAACAUACUAAAGAUAUAUAAUUUGACUCCUUCGAACAAUGGUCCUAACGUUCUGAUGCAAACAAUCCGAGAGCAAUCAUUGACUUCUUGGGCUCCCGGCGUUGCUUCUGACGAUGAGGGUCGCGGGGAGUGGACUAUCCGCUUUAAUGGAAAGAUCUGGUCCAUAAAAGGGGCCCCAAGCAUUGCCGCACAUCGAAUGAUAGCUAGCAUGUUUGCCGUCUUUGCGUCGCAGGGCUACUCUUAUCUGUGUUCGAUACAUAAUACGCAGUGGAGAAAGACGCCCCGCCAUCUCUUCACUUCAUCUCCACCCUCAUCUCCUCAUUUCUUUACACUGUCCUUUUCUCUCAAUAAACAUAAACUUACUUUUGUGGAUAUACCCACGGACCUCAACGUCGCUGUAUCGAACACUCUCAAGCAUUCCACUUUGUACGAUGUGGAAGAGGUUGAAGACGAGGCGAUGCAGCAGAUGCAUACCCGACCUACAGAGGCGGAGGAAACAGACGAAGACGAAGACGAGAAACACCAGAUUCACGUCUAUCACUUGACCAAACGGGUCAAGGUAUCGCGAUCAAAGCAUGACCCGCAACUGUUCCUGACGCGGAAUGCAGAGGCGGAUAUGCUCAUGCUGACAUCGCAGCUGCUCAAAAUCAUCGCUUCUUUUGGGUAUCGAUUGGACGCCGCUGUACCAUUGGGUCCAGUAGGUCUCUUCGGGCUCAAAGGUCGGCGAGAGCUGUGGGUCUUCAAGUCUAUGGCAUGGAAACCCAGCGAAGACACAAGGCAGUGA
This is a messenger RNA of Serendipita indica DSM 11827, 1359 nucleotides long. Lineage: Eukaryota; Fungi; Basidiomycota; Agaricomycetes; Sebacinales; Serendipitaceae. The record is from the annotation of a GenBank genome assembly.